CAUGUGGAUCUAGAUCUGUCCAAUACUUCUUUCUCUCAACUGUUGUCAUUGAUUCUGAAGAGCUAAUUGAUAUCUCGCUCGCUCAUACUUCAGUUUACCUUAUAAGUAGAUGACCCGCAGCUCUCCCUAAUAAAUAAGUAAAAAGCCGAAUGAAAAAAUACCUGCUUAACCACUGACCAAUAUAAAUAUAGUUAACCUACAUGGUUCAGAGGCAACAGAGAGAGAGACUCAAGAGAGAUAAGUCUCAAUCCUAUUGAAUUCUCAAACUCCGAACGGUACACAUUAGAGCUGGGUGGACUCAGAGGCACCCUAAAGAUCCUGAAAGUAAAAAUCCAAGGAUUCAAACCUGGGCCCACAAUUCAGAAGCCAAGUGCUUUACUGCUCAGCCACCGUUCCUCCUGACAGACGGGCAUUUGAGCUUAUAUGUAAUGCUUGGAAAUUUAAAUGGAUGCUUUUUAUAAUAAUUUAAUGCGAAAGCUUCUUCCUGACUUUGAUAAUAGAAGCAGUAGCAAGAAGUAUCGUCCUACCGCUUCAGCAGUCAGAGAGCCCAGCAUGCAAGACUAUGUGGAGAGGAGAUUAACUGAGGUGCACUAUGUGGCCAAAGAUUAUAAGUUUUGUGAUAAGUUUCUUGGUGUGUCUUUGGCUGCAUUACUUCUGAUACUUAUGCCCUAUCUGCAUAUUGGUGUCUUCUACCUAAAGAUCUGGGUUCCUGACAAGCCACCCAUAGAUAAACAAGCAUGCACUUGCUCCUGUUUUGAUACAGUGUUUAGAGGUCGCUACGAAAUGCCAGGACUAGUGACAUAUAAGCAUGUGUAUUUCAACUCCACUGCCAACACAUUUAAGAUCUGGAUCAUGACUAUAAUGUUCAUCAUCUUAUUCUAUGAAAGCAUAAAGUACCUUGUCUCAGUUUACCGCAACUCCAGAAUCAGAAAAAUCUGGUUUUCACUCUAUCUUAUUAAUUUGUACCCUCAUUAUUAUUCUUGGUGGAGUUUUUUCAGUUACUACAAUGAAGAGUUCUACACAUUCUUCACUCAUCAUAUGUUCUUCUGUGUCACUGAAAUCUUCACCACAGCUGUAGUCUUGAAUCUUUGUAAUUAUAAAAAUGAGCUUAAAUCUUGGAAGAUGAUGUUGAUAUUGGCCAUCAAUCUUGUCCACAUCAUUGUUUCUGGCUCAGAUCAGUUCAUCGCUCAUGUACUUCAGGGGAGAGGCACCAACUUUCAAAAUGCACGCAACAUAGGCCUGAUGAUCCCAGAUGUGCUGCACAUCAUCAUACCAGCUCUAGAAUUUUAUAGACUGAUAGUCCGAAGUGAGGUACCCUUUUCUGAUCUGUGUUAUAAGGAGGAGGUAAUCCUCUUCAUAUUGUUUAUAACGAUAGGGACCUUGUUUGGUAGAAUUUUGUAACUGUCCUUUCUUCAUCAAAAGUUUUGUGUUAAAGAAAAAAGCAUUUAAAUAUUUUUAUAGUUUCGGAUGAAAUACCAUAAAUGUCUCCUUUUUUAAUGUAAUCGAUUAUUUGUAAACCAUUUUUUGAAACUGUUAAUUAAUUUCAUGUACAUAAUUCAAAAUAGUUUUCUUUUGUACUGUUGUUACAUUCAAUACAGAAUGUACUAUUUAUGGAGCAAGUGUGAUUAAAAAGUGUGACUAAUUUUUUAAAGUGAAAAAGUUUUGUAAAUAAUUAACAACUACAAUAUCUUUUGUUAGGAUAUUAAUGUCAUUGAGACAUUUUUCAUAUUAUUAUUUUACUAAUUGAUGCCAGUAGAAUAAUACUGUAAACUAGUGUACAUGAUGCUUGCAAAUUAUCAGUCAUGUGUGUCUGUAUUCAUAUUUACAUAAUAUAAAAACACAAGAAGAUCUGAAAAUGUGAAGACUAUUAUUAUGAUCUUUGCCAUUGUUGACUUUCAUCAUUUGACUCAACAUUUACAAUGGCCUUAUGAUAUUAGACUAUGGCAAAAAUUUAAGUGAAAAACUUUUGGCUACUUGAUUUUUGAGUCCUGAUGUGGAGACUAGGAUUUCUGAACAUCUCUUUUGAGUUCACUCAGCUCUUAGGUUACAAAAAUAGUUCCACUUUCUGACAUUGCAAUCCAUAGAUGAUGUAAAGGUCAUCUGUUACUAUGGCCUAUGAUUAAUGAGGGUGUCGUGGGGCCAGCACAAUGAUCAACUGCCUUUACUUUCCCCAACUAAUGUCAGUUGCCCAUCAGAGUUGGGUGGACACAGGGACACCCUAAGAAUCCUGAAGUUCAAAAUCCCAGUCUUCACUAAGAUUUGAACCCAAGAGCCUCAGUUGGAAGCCAAGUGCAUUACCACUCAGCCACCACAUCCUGCAGUUAAGAGAAAUGGACUUGUGUAAAUGAUGUGUGCUAAAGAAUAUUGAAAAGGUUGAAAAACUCUUUGUGUAUUUAAUCUGAUUGGCCCAAAAAGUAAAUGCAUUAGAGCUAAUUUCUGUGAUAAAAUGGUAUGCACAAAGUCCCCUGUUCUAAUGUUUUACAGUUAGGGACACAAGUGAUCUGCCCACUAGUUCUCUCCAUUUCUUUCUGUUUCUUGCACAUUUACAAGAUGCUUAUUACAAGUGUGCAUGGCCCUUGAUCCAUGCCUCUUGGAUUCAAAGCUCAAGAUUGAAAAGUUGGUACUGGUAGCUAUAAUCUCCCUUACCAUCAACCACAUUAUUUAAUUAUGUCAUACAUUUUGGAUCAUGUAUUACUGCAUUCUUAAAUAGCUGAAGUCAUUUUAUGUUUCUAAGAUAACAUUGGUGCGUUUACGAGUCAACUAAAUAUAAGCUGUAUUAUUGCUAUCAUUAUUGAAAAUUUAAUCUAUUUUAUGUUAUUUGUAGUUGCUAGUGAUGCAGCUGUAGCUAAUUAACUAAUUAACCUUAUUUAAUUUUUUAUAUUUUUUUUUUGUUAUUGUUUUCAUAUACAAAUUAACUUACCUAUCAUUCCAACAAAUUAAUUUUAGUUCGCUUUUAUUUAUUUAUAUACAAUUACUGGUAAUAAAAAGAAGAUUGAUUUUUUGUAGUUGAUAGUCAUACAAAGCUAGUUUGGGGGAAGGGUGUUUCAACUGUAUAAAAAAUGAGUUACUCAACAUUCCAUUAUGACAAAUUUGUGUGUGUUUUGUAUUUAUAUGUAAAUAAUGGAACAUAGAUGUCAAGCAACAGUUGUGAACUAUUCUACACACAUGGAGUCUACUCAUUACUGACUUCAUCUAACAUUUUAUAUGUUUAUUUUAGAAUACAUUUAUCAUUAUCAUCAUUCACUUAUACACUUAUACACAAGAAUGUUAGUCAUAAAUUUUAUGUAUGUACCUGAGAUAGUUGUUGACACUGUACUGAAAUACUGCAGUAAAGUUUUAAGUUUGCUUAA
Biomphalaria glabrata is the source of this 3350-nucleotide messenger RNA. RefSeq lists its product as uncharacterized. The record is from RefSeq and is a predicted model, not a curated record. Lineage: Eukaryota; Metazoa; Mollusca; Gastropoda; Planorbidae. The transcript has 8 exons. Bases 445 to 1401 code for a protein of 318 amino acids.